This is a messenger RNA of Catharus ustulatus (Swainson's thrush), 2077 nucleotides long. RefSeq names its product polypeptide N-acetylgalactosaminyltransferase 2 (gene GALNT2). The record is from RefSeq and is a predicted model, not a curated record. The transcript is spliced from 16 exons. Lineage: Eukaryota; Metazoa; Chordata; Aves; Passeriformes; Turdidae. Gene Ontology annotation, cellular component: Golgi apparatus. The coding region runs from base 66 to 1775 and encodes 569 amino acids.
CAGAGCGGAGGCGGCGGCUGCUGGCGGCCGUUUCCUGGUGGCCUGGCGGCGGCGCGGGAGGGAGGAUGCGGCGCAGGUCUCGGCUGCUGCUCUGCUUCGCCUUCCUCUGGGUGCUGGGCAUCGCCUACUACAUGUACUCGGGCGGCAGCGCCGCACUGGCCGGCGGCGGCGGAGGCGGCAGGAGGAAGGAGGACCCAAAUGAUAUUGAUCCCAAAAGGAAAGAAGUGCGUGGCAAUGAUGGGGAGGACAAGGCACAAAGCGUGGAGACACUACCUCCAGGAAAAGUUCGGUGGCAAGACUUUGAUCAGGAUGCCUAUGUUGGCGCUACCGUGGUGCGAUCCGGCCAGGAUCCGUACGCACGGAAUAAGUUCAAUCAGGUGGAAAGUGACAAACUGCGAAUGGACCGAAGCAUUCCUGACACUAGGCAUGAUCAGUGUCAACGGAAACAAUGGAGGAUAGACUUGCCAGCCACCAGUGUGGUGAUCACCUUUCAUAACGAGGCAAGAUCUGCUUUGCUUCGAACUGUGGUCAGUGUCCUUAAAAAAAGUCCAUCACAUCUUAUUAAGGAAAUCAUAUUGGUGGAUGACUACAGUAAUGAUCCUGAUGAUGGAGCUCUCUUGGGAAAAAUUGAAAAAGUACGGGUUCUUCGAAAUGAUCGCCGAGAAGGCCUCAUGCGCUCCCGUGUCAGAGGGGCAGAUGCAGCACAAGCCAAAGUGUUGACCUUUCUGGAUAGUCACUGUGAGUGCAAUGAACACUGGCUGGAACCACUUUUGGAAAGAGUAGCUGAGGACAAGACCAGAGUUGUGUCUCCUAUUAUUGAUGUAAUUAAUAUGGACAACUUCCAGUACGUGGGGGCGUCAGCUGAUUUAAAAGGCGGCUUUGACUGGAAUCUUGUUUUCAAGUGGGAUUACAUGACACCAGAGCAAAGAAGAGCACGACAAGGAAAUCCAGUUGCUCCCAUAAAGACACCCAUGAUAGCUGGUGGAUUAUUUGUGAUGGACAAAUCCUAUUUUGAAGAACUAGGGAAGUAUGACAUGAUGAUGGAUGUUUGGGGUGGAGAAAACCUAGAGAUCUCAUUCAGAGUUUGGCAAUGUGGUGGGAGCCUGGAAAUCAUCCCUUGCAGCAGAGUGGGUCAUGUAUUCCGCAAACAGCAUCCUUACACGUUUCCCGGUGGGAGUGGUACUGUGUUUGCAAGAAAUACACGCAGGGCAGCAGAAGUCUGGAUGGAUGAGUAUAAAAAUUUCUAUUACGCAGCAGUGCCUUCAGCCAGGAAUGUACCUUAUGGCAAUAUUCAAAGCCGAAUGGAGCUCAGAAAGAGACUUAGCUGCAAACCCUUUAAGUGGUAUCUUGAAAAUGUUUAUCCUGAGUUACGGGUACCUGAUCAUCAAGAUAUAGCCUUUGGUGCUUUGCAGCAGGGUACCAAUUGCCUUGACACUUUGGGCCAUUUUGCAGAUGGUGUUGUUGGAGUUUAUGAAUGUCAUAAUGCCGGGGGAAACCAGGAAUGGGCCUUAACAAAGGACAAGUCAGUGAAACACAUGGAUUUGUGCCUUACUGUUGUGGACAGAGCUCCUGGUUCACUAAUAAAACUUCAGGGCUGUAGGGAAAAUGACAGCAGACAGAAAUGGGAACAAAUUGAAAGCAAUUCUAAACUGAGGCACGUUGGCAGCAACCUCUGUCUAGACAGCCGAAAUGCCAAAAAUGGUGGUCUCACCGUUGAGAUCUGCAAUCCUUCUUUGUCACAGCAGUGGAAAUUCACACUUAAUCUUCAGCAGUAGAAGGACUUACAAGCAAAAUGCUGUUUCAACUGAAAAACAUUGGGCAAAGUUUUGAUUGAAUUACUGAUGUAUUUCUUAAAACUUUCCACGGAACUUAUAUACCUCAGUAUUCCACCUUUAUCUGAAAGUAGAGUGCUGAAGCAGACACCAGGGAUCCAGGGGACUCAGAGCACUGCAAAGAUGUCACUGAGCAUUGCUUCACAGGAAGAAGGAAUUGUGCUGCAGACUUCAUCUGUUCCUUUCUGUCUUCAGCUACUACUUGCACAGCAGAUAAUUAACUCUAGGAACAACUGACGUAUUAU